Malania oleifera is the source of this 1551-nucleotide messenger RNA. RefSeq lists its product as uncharacterized. Lineage: Eukaryota; Viridiplantae; Streptophyta; Magnoliopsida; Santalales; Ximeniaceae. The record is from RefSeq and is a predicted model, not a curated record. Bases 73 to 1419 code for a protein of 448 amino acids. The transcript has 14 exons.
GCCACAUUUUAAGCACAAACAGACGUCUAGAUAACUUUUAAGAGCACUAGUGGCACCUUACCGUCCUUGGCGAUGGUCUCUGCCAUGGCUUUGAGCUUCUCCUGCAACGCUUCACUUACCCCGAAACAUCCUCAAGUGAAUCUCAGGAACAAUAAGCACCUUCAAGACAUCAAAAAGCUUAUUCAAACAAUUGGGGUUUCAUCAAUUCCAUCCUCUCCGAUCGAAUCCCUCCGAAAUGGCAACUGGGUUAAGCUCAUUUGUGGAGCCAGCUUUGAGGAUGUUGUGGACAUCAGGAAUCUUUCUCUGGUUUACACGCUGGCUGGAGUUGAUUGCGUAGACUGUGCUGCGGAUGCAGCAGUGGUGAAUGCAGUGAACCAGGGAAUUGAAGCAGCAAGGAAUAUUGUACAACUUCGGAGGCCUUGGGUAAUGAUCAGUGUUAGCGAUGAUGAAGAUCUUCACUUCCGUAAAGCUGAAUUUGAUCCAGAGGACUGUCCACUAGAUUGCUCAAGACCAUGUGAGAUUGUUUGUCCUGCUAAUGCAAUAUCGCUGGAGGAAGGGAAAUCUACAAUAGACCUUUCGUAUGGUAUCAGCACGCCAAGCAUAUUGAAGGGAGGAGUCAUAACUGAACGCUGCUAUGGAUGUGGACGUUGCUUUCCUGUUUGUCCAUAUGAUAAAAUAAGGAUAAUUACAUAUGUAAGAGAUGCUGCCACUACAGCUGAACUCCUUAAAAGGAAUGAUGUUGAUGCUAUCGAGAUACAUACAAGUGGAAGGCAGACAGAUUUAUUUAGAGAACUUUGGAAUGGUCUGGGAGAUUCCAUCAGAUGUUUGAGACUGGUUGCGGUUAGCUUACCCGAUGUUGGGGAUUCAACUGUAUCUUCAAUGAACAAAAUGUAUUCCAUCAUGGAACAUCAUCUUCAUUGCUACAAUUUAUGGCAGUUGGAUGGCCGUCCUAUGAGCGGAGACAUUGGAAGAGGUGCCACAAGGCAAGCAAUUGCAUUUGCCAACCGUUUGGCUGCUGAGAAAGGCAGACCUUUUGGUUUUCUUCAACUGGCUGGUGGCACUAAUGCACACACUGUUGAUGGGUUGAAGAAAGAGGGACUUUUUAGAACAACAUCCACAAAUAGGAACUUGAAUGAUGAAACAUCAGCAACCAAAUCAUGUUGUUCAUCGGAUGCUUUAAUUGGUGGGGUUGCAUAUGGUGGCUAUGCACGAAAGAUUGUUGGUAGGAUUCUAAGUUCUGUGCAGUCCCAACACGGACUUGCCCAUAUUGAGGAUUAUCCAGAAUAUCUUCAAGCAGCAGUUAAAGAAGCGCUUGGCUUGGUUGGAACUGUCAAAUGUUAUGAUCCAUUUAUGAUUCAUCAUAAAAUGAAUGAGAGAGUUGCAAAUCAGUGGAAUCGGAGUGGAGCAAUGGGACAGUAGGUUCAUAUAGGAUUAUGGUAGGAUAGUAAGAUCCUGCAAUACAGUAAGCAGACAACCUAAGAAGUGGCUUUUGUUAUCUAAUAUCAGCAAAUUAUAGACUCAAAAAUUUAUAUGUAGAUUGACAUUCAUUAA